AAAAAUUCAAAAUAAAAUCCUGACAAACGGGAUCAAUGAGUUAAUGUCUACUUUAAAUAAGUUUCAGUCUGCUGAUGUGGACAAACCAUAAAUCCGAACAUUAUUAGAAAUGAUGACGACUUUUUUUUAAACUCAUAAACAUCAAAACUAAGUCAUGUGACAGGAACACAGAGCUAAGACUGACCUCCCACUGCUUCCAUGGUGAUAAAGUUAUGUAAAAAAAGACGGAGGCGGUGGAUUGUGAGCAGAAAGUGCGUCGGGGUGUUUUUCUGUGUCACUAGAUAAGCGACCAAAACUUCCUCUGAUGGAGCCUUAAGGUUUUUGUCCGUCUCUGCAGCAGCAGCACAGACCGCUUUUAUAUCAGGUGAGUAUUUUCACUUUUUUAACCCACUGAUGCUCUUUGUUUAAGUGUGAAUUCAUGUCUUUAUUUUCAUUACACACUGACCUUUGUUUUUGACUUUUUUCCUCCACUAAUAAAAAGUUCAGCUCUGAGGACAAGCACAGAUCCUUCUUAUGUAAAUUAAAUGACUAACUUAUUUUUCCUCCACAGGUUAGAGGAGAAACGUUCAUGUUGGCACUCAUGUAUCGCCCCAACUCAAGCCAAAGAUCUGUGAAAGACGCGGCCCUGAAACAACAGCCUGUCUCCUCAGUUCAGGACAGAAUAGCGUCUCUGGAGGGGAGGCUAUCAGCUGCUGUGAACACGAGCAGGAGUUCAUCUGCUUUAACACCCAUGAUCAGACCGACUCCAUCGCUCAGGACAACAUCAUUACAACCAUCCACUGGGAAGGAGGCUCUCUUUUCCCAGUUUACCAAAGAUUCAGCAAGAAAAACUGCCUGGAGAGAAAAUUCUGAGGUUUUCAGCAGAGCCAGUGUUGCUCGUCUCUCAGCAAAACCAGUUUGGACCAGUUUUAGAGGACCAGGCCCUACUGCACCUCUCAAACCAGAAACUAAAACUGGUCCGUCCUUCCCAACCGUGCAGCAGAGGACCAAACUACCUGUAGCUCAGAAAGGCUGUGAGACCACAGAGCUAAGAGUGACCUACUCUAAACCUCCUGAACUCCAUCAGAGGCAAAAUAAGGUCCACAAGUCCAAACCCUUCACCCCAAAGAGGAGACUCCCUGAUGUGUCCGCUCUGGGACGACCUCCAGCGAAGCCUUGCAGACCUCCAAGCGAUGUGAUGCAUCAGAUCAGAAAGACUUUUCCGUCUCUGAGCACUGGUGAGAAAAGUUUUCAGGUUUUUUUUUCUCCAAGUAAAACAGGUUUUAAAAUGUACCAGAGUGUUGGACUAAAAUCUGAUUUGUGGGACAGAGUCUGGAACAAAAACACCACGCACUGCUGCUCCUCCUCUUCCUCUUCGUCCAUGUCCAGGUCCACCAUCCGACCAUGCAGCUGAUCUGUAAGUAUCCACACCAAGUGGUUUCACGUCUUUACUGGUUUUAAAACACUGUUUAUGAAAUGUUCCUUUAUUACGCACAGGCUUGAUGGGGAUGAGAGCUACGAUGACAUCUGCACCCUGAACCCUCCACCCCUCCCCAAAGAUGCUCUCAGAGGAUCGAUCAAGAGAAAUAUCAGGAACCAAGAGGCUCAUCAAUGGCUGACCCAGGAAAUGGAAAAAUACAGUAAUUAGAUUUUAAAUACUCUCUGAUGACUGACCUGAUAAACAGUCAACACAUCCGUCUUUAGUGUUCUGCCCCCAAUCAUAACAGACUUGAACCUGCUGUAACUAUUUACUGCCUCAAGCAUGAAAUUUAUGUGCCUCUUCUCUCUGCAUGUUACACUUAAUAUCAUGUCUCUAAAACAUGAGCAGGAGAGAUGAUCAGACUCUUUUAAAAUCUGACAUUACUGCGUAACUGUUCUCUAACUGUUUAAAGAACUUCAAAAUAAAAGCAUAGUUACAGGAAAAUAAAGUUCAUAAAGUUAUGCACCAUGUUUGCCUUUUCUUUAUUGUACUGUUAAUAUUCCAAUAACUGAAAUUUUGUGUUAACAGACUGUAUGUUUGUCUCUCCAGAUUGUAGAAACAAGUUCCUGCAGGUGGAGAAGUCGCUUGUGUCUGUUCAGUCUGAGGGUGUGAUGGAUGAAUAUGACGAUAUCGGAGCGCUGGCUGAUGUGUGCAGGUGUGAAUUAUUUCAUUACUCAGUUUAAUCACUUAGUUUAAUCAGUCUAAACAUGAUAAUAUUUCUUUCCUUAUAUAUGUUUAUGAGAAUAUAGAUGCUAACAAUGGAGUUAUGAUUUUCUAACAUAAUGGUGUGAAUUUAAUCUGCAGGGAAACACUGAAAAAGUCCCAGUGUUUCUCUAUAGUAGACUGUGUCUGGGUGACACCUAGUGGUCGACGGUGUUACUGCUAAUAUCAUAACUGCUGCUGUAUGGACUGUGAAUCAGAAACCUUUAAAAUUCUUCCAAAUCUCUCUAAACCAAUGUAAAAAACAACAAGCUUCCACAAACAACAUCUUAUUGUUUGAAUUCACAGCGUUAGUAUCUGCUGUGAUCACAUCACAAAACAUCCUCAUUGUGCCUUUUUUUCUACCUCCCCGUCAGAGUUCCUCCUCUGCCUCAGAAAACCUCAGAUGGAGGUGAACAUUAUUUAUUAUAAAUAUAUAAUUUUUAUCUUUAUUGAAGCUCUGUGAAGGUGAUGGCAGUAAAACAAUCUUAAAGUGACGGUCUCUGUUUCCAUAGAUGAGAAUGUGUAUGAGGUUCCUUAUUCUGCUCCUCCUCUCAUGAACAGGUAAUUAUAAAACAGUCACUGUCAUAGUGUUAAAUAUUUACUCACUGCAAAAAUUCCCAGUCAGUUUCUUUUCCCUUUUCCAAUUAAUUACAAAUAAACGACUUAAGUCUAAUUCUGUACCAUGUAACAUUAGCAGAACUGUGUCUCAUAUAUCUGAAUACUAUUUUACACAGAUAUGAUAUUAAUACUUACAUAGGAAACUAAAAAUAUAAUAUUAACAGACCAGUGUUGGCAGUAUAACUGUUGAAGAUAAUUUUGUAAACUUUCUGAUGAAUGUUUGUUGGAAUAAAGAAACAAAAAUUAAGAUUCUGUGCAGAAAAAUAAAACUAAACUCAACUCUCUCCUUUUCCUGCAGACUGUGUCUAUGAAGUGGUUUUGUGUUGACAGGAUGGACCACAGUCCUGGAUCUUUAUACUUCUUGAUUUCACUUUAUUGUGUUUGUUAAUGAUCCAUAAAUGCGUCUUUUACCAAAGUAAUCCUGAUUACUGUUUUAUGAACACAGACUUAUUUCACAAAGACACAGUUGAUAUAAGUUUUCUGUAGUUUUGUUGCCUGCUGUGCUCAUAAUAAAAUUGUGUUACAAAUUGGCAUUUAUUUUAAUGUCA
Xyrichtys novacula (pearly razorfish) is the source of this 3327-nucleotide messenger RNA. The record is from the annotation of a GenBank genome assembly. Lineage: Eukaryota; Metazoa; Chordata; Actinopteri; Labriformes; Labridae.